GAAGGCUGGAGAGCGCAGAUGGCAGGGAUAAGAAGAUAAACUUGAAAGCGUCUCGCUCGGAUUUCUUUGUCAAUUCAAGAGGACAAGCUCUGGAAAAUUUCUCCUAUUACAAUGCGCCCAUGGAUCAAAUAGAUAAAGACCCUUUCCGCCAAUCCUCUCAAGCCCUAAGCACAUCGGUCGCCGAGGCUCAUCAGCAGCUCCCUCUCCCGCCCUUGCCGUCCGCUGGUCACCUUCCCGAUUCCAGGCUGGAAACAGAAUGCAAGGACAGUGUUGCUGCAAGAAAAGUUCAGAAAGCUGACCGUGAGAAAUUGAGGAGGGAUCGUCUGAAUGAGCAGUUUUUGGAGUUGGGAAAAGUGUUAGAUCCUGAUAGACCCAAAAAUGACAAAGCAUCCAUUCUCACCGAUACAAUCCAAAUGGUGAAGGAUUUGACAACUCAAGUUGAGAGAUUAAAAGUGGAGUAUGCCACACUGACUACAGAAUCCCGUGAGUUGACUCAGGAGAAAAAUGAUCUCAGAGAAGAAAAGGCUUCUCUUAAAUCUGAUAUUGAGAACCUUAAUACUCACUAUCAGCAGAGACUCAGGACUACAUUUCCAUGGGCUGCUAUUGAUCAUUCAGUUGUUAUGCACCCUCCUUCAUAUCCCUUGCCAAUGCCAGUUCCCAUGCCAAUAGCCCCUGGGCCAAUUCCCAUGCAUCCAUCGUUGCAACCAUACCCCUUUUUUGGGAAUCAAAAUCCUGGUGUUAUUCCUAACCCUUGUUCAACUUUUGUUCCAUAUGUAACUCCUAAUACCAUGAUUGAACAACAGUCCACCCAGAAUCUAUCUCCUGCCGUACAGCCGGGCACUAGGUUGAAUAUUUCAGGGCAACAAAAUUCAAGAAAAAAGGCAUCUGAUUGUCAAGGGGAAAGCAAGAUUGAAAGAGGUGAGGCCUCAAAUGAUGUCACAACAGACCUUGAGCUCAAGACACCUGGAUCUACUGGAGAUGAGGACUCUUCAUCUCGACAAAGGAAAUCCAAGAAAUUGCCCAGGAAGGAAAACAGCCUCACAGAUGGGAGCUCCUCGACUAGGUUCUCUUCAUCUCCUAGCAUCCAAGAUAGCUCAUCAAGUAGCGUAGUUGGCGGUGGGAAGGCCGAUGACUGAAGAAGGUCAUAAAUGGGGAAUAAUAUUCUACUAAUGGUAUCUCAAGUAGUUUUUAUGUUAAUCUCGUUCACCUCCAAGUUAGAUAUCUAUCUUACAUAGGCGUAAUACUUACGCUGCAUGUGACUGUAGAAUCGGUCACCUUUGCUAGGCACAGAACAUGUAGGGUGCAAGGUUAGAGUUACUAGGGAACUAUGUAUUCUUCAUCAUCUUCAUUUCGAUAUGGAGAGGUGCUUGGGAUUUGUGUUAAACGGUGCUGUAAAUUCAGAAUAGAUCAUUGCAAGGAAGUAAACUUGGAGGUUUCGGGUAUGUAUCUCUUCAAUCAGGGUUUAGCGUAUGGUGGGUCUUGACAACAUUAACCGAAAUACGGGUUUAUAAUUUUAAACAGUACUGCGAUUUAGCAGUCCAGUAGAA
Messenger RNA from Diospyros lotus (date-plum), 1547 nucleotides. Its product is annotated as transcription factor bHLH121-like. Bases 120 to 1136 code for a protein of 338 amino acids. The record is from RefSeq and is a predicted model, not a curated record. Gene Ontology annotation, molecular function: DNA-binding transcription factor activity; protein dimerization activity. The transcript has 5 exons. Lineage: Eukaryota; Viridiplantae; Streptophyta; Magnoliopsida; Ericales; Ebenaceae. Gene Ontology annotation, biological process: intracellular iron ion homeostasis.